Capsella rubella is the source of this 1849-nucleotide messenger RNA. Its product is annotated as LOB domain-containing protein 36. Lineage: Eukaryota; Viridiplantae; Streptophyta; Magnoliopsida; Brassicales; Brassicaceae. The transcript has 3 exons. The record is from RefSeq and is a predicted model, not a curated record. The coding region runs from base 321 to 1262 and encodes 313 amino acids.
UUCCAUUUUCUUCUUUCUUCUUCGUCAUCUUUUUUUUUUUUUCUAUCUUUUUGGUUUGUAUAAAUCUUCAGCCUUAGGUAGAAUAAAUUGGAGAUCAGAUCAAAUAAUCGGGUUUUCUCUGGUUUUCUCAUAAACCCUAGAACCCGAUAGUAACUUCCUACUCACUCAACCUAUCAUGGAAUCAAACGAUGAAGAGAGUGAGAUAUUACGAAGCUAGCGACAAUAAGAUCAGAGAAGUAGAUAAAUUUGUUUUGGAAAGGACAAAGGAUUCGUAGUUUUAAUUGAGUCUCUCAAGAGAGAGAGAGAGAAAGGAAAAAAAAAUGGCGUCUUCAAGCUCUCCUUGCGCAGCUUGUAAAUUCUUGAGAAGAAAAUGCACUCAAGAAUGUGUCUUCGCUCCAUACUUCCCACCAGACCAACCUCAAAAGUUCGCAUACGUUCACAAAGUCUUUGGAGCAAGUAACGUCGCUAAGCUUCUCAACGAGCUCGCCUCUAACCAAAGAGAAGACGCAGUGAACUCUCUAUUCUACGAAGCCGAAGCACGACUACGCGAUCCUGUUUACGGUUGCGUCGGUUUAAUCUCAAUCCUUCAACACCGUCUUAAACAGCUUCAACACGAUCUUGAAAACGCCAAGAAAGAUCUCGCUACGUACGUUGGUCCCCAAGCCAUGCUCCCUAUUCUCCAACCGCCUCAGCCGCAUUUCAUGUCCCUGCCGCCGCAACCUCAGCGGCCAUCUUCGUCCUCAGCGUCUGUGUUGACUCAGCAUCAUCAUAACUUGUUGCCGAUGAUGGCUAUUCCAACUGGACAAUUGUACCAGCAGCAGCAACAGAUCUUUGAGGCUCAGCAGUUAGCAGCCGUUGCGAGGGAGCAACAGAACGAUAUGUUUAGAGCUUAUGGAGGAGGAAGUGCUAGCCCACACCAUCAAAACCAAGCUCAAGCUGAGAUUUUGAGGUUUAACAAUGAUUUUGACUCUGUACCGGCCGGUUCAGUUACGGUAACAGGAUUCAAUCAAUUAAGCCCGGGUGGUACAGCGGUAACCGGAAUGUCUCUGGGAGGUAACUUUGUUGAUAGUCCUUCCACGAAUAAUAAUUACCAUACGGACCAGCAACUACACCAUCAUCAUCAGCAACAGCAACAUCAUGAGGCUCAACUAUUCAUACCUACACAGUCUUCUCAGCCGCUACCGCUUCAAACGCAGGAGACGCAAACGCAGACGCAACAAAAUUCAGAGAGCGAGGAGGGUAGAAGGAGUGUCAUUGGUUAAUCUCUCGCUAAUUGAGGAGUGAAUAAUAUUAAAAAAAAAGAGAGGGAUUAUUAAAAAAAAAAAACACAAAGAUACGGCCUUUGACCUUCUCGCUUGCUCGAUAAACUCUCACAAAAUUUUCUAAGUUGGAAACUCUGACUUUGCUCAAGGCAUUAUGGACGCAAUCGAGUUUUUCUUUCUUUCAAACAGCGAAAAGACACUCACCACGUAAAAGACAAACGACUCGUAGCAAAAGUCAGCGUUAUUUGGUUGAUUUUGAGAAUCAUCUUUGUAUAGGCAAUUUUGGUGAAGAGUAUAAAAGUAUACAAACCAAAGGCUCAAUAUCAGAUUUCAGACUGAACAAAAGAUCUCCCGCUCCGCUUCUUUAGCAUGGAAACAAAUACUUGUGCUACUUUACGUUUUUCUUUUUUUUCUUUUUUGUAUCUUCUUCUUAUUAUUAAUUUUGACAUUUCUUUUUGUUUGAGUAUAAAAAAGAGAAAUUAGUGUUUUUGGUUGCAAAUCUAUUUGUAAUUAGAUUUCAAGAAGACGGUCACUUGGCCGUUUAUCACAUAUCCGAUGUCAAACCAAAGUAUUAUAUAAAAACUAUC